CUGCAUUUAGUGUAUUAAUGUGCAGCACUCAAGUUGGAUUGAAAAAGAAAGAAACUUCCUGCUUUUCCUUCUCUUUUUUUGAGGGGCGGAAUUCAUUUUGAGACUCCCCCCUCGUGUUGAUGCUUUUCCCUCCUGGAUCGGGAUACGUGGCUGUUUGGGAAACCUGCGCGCGGCGGGACCGUCAGCCCACAGCCGCAGCAGCAGCAGCAGCAGCAGCUGGGAGUCUGGAGCAGCUCAGCGGCGCUUCGUUCCUGUCUUCACCAAGCCAGCCUGGAUGGCAGGGACACACUGGUGCACAAGCAGCCUAAACCACAAGGAUUACUGGUGGCCAGAGAUUUUUGGACCGUGGGACGGAUGAAUGGUGGACGUUGCUACAAGCCCAGCUGGGCUUUGGGUGCUCUGUUUGUCGCUGCUACUCUGCUGAUGCUGACGUCCAGGGGUGCAUCAAGCAGCCGGAAGAUGACACAAACCUCUAUGUCUCAAGUAACGGCCACAGCUGCAGGCACGGGCCCCAGUCUGACCGAUGACCUUCCAGGCUUCCAGGCAGUAGCAGACUUCUUAGCCAGCGAGCGCACACAUGUUUGGAUCCUGUCCCUGGUGGGCUCUGUCGCUGUAGGCCUCAGUGGGGUAUUCCCUCUGCUUGUGAUUCCCAUUGAAGCUGGAGCAGCCCUUAAAACGGAAGCUGGGUGCCAAAGACUGAAGCAGCUCUUGAGCUUUGCUAUUGGCGGUCUCCUUGGUGAUGUGUUCCUUCACCUUCUUCCUGAGGUGUGGGCGCUCUCCAGCUCCUCAGCUGGUAAGCAUAACCACUACAUGUCCCAGGGCUUGUGGGUAAUCAGCGGUCUCCUGGCCUUCCUCCUGCUGGAGAAAAUGUUCCCAGACCAAAGUAGCAGUGAGGAUCACACAUCAGAUUCAGAUCUGAACUCCAACCUGCAUACACAGACGAGUACAACUUUAAACGGAAAAGCAAGAGGCUCCGUCACAAACGGACAUAAAGCAGAAUCCUGGACAGCUUCAAAGCAACAAGACCAACCACAGAAAAUCAAGACGAGCGGAUACCUGAAUUUACUGGCCAACUGCAUCGAUAACUUCACUCACGGUUUGGCAGUAGCCGGCAGUUUUUUGGUGAGCAAAAAGGUUGGAUUCCUCACCACCUUUGCCAUCCUGCUCCAUGAAAUCCCCCAUGAAGUAGGAGACUUUGCUAUUCUGUUGAGGGCAGGGUUUGAUCGCUGGAGUGCUGCACGGAUGCAGAUGUCUACAGCCCUGGUGGGCGUGUUGGGGGCUUGCUUUGCUCUGUGUGCUCAGUCACCUAAAGGGACAGAAAAUGCCUGCAGCUGGAUCCUGCCUUUCACUGCUGGAGGUUUCCUCUACAUAGCCUUGGUAAAUGUAGUGCCUGACCUGCUAAAGGAGUCUAGUUUAAGGCACUCCCUGCUACAAAUCCUUCUCAUUUUCUGCGGCAUAGCAGUCAUGGCUCUGCUCUCCGCUAUCAUUGACUGAACAACUCCUGCACGAACAAACAGUCGGGGCCCGUAUAUAUUUAUUGCUCCUCAUCCAUGGCGUUUUCCAUGUCACAGUGCAACAAAUGUUUCACCCCCUGAGUGGCACUUUAAGGACUUGUCUGAAACCAAAUCUCUUAUAAUGAACAGGAGGUUUGUGUUGAACUCUAAAGUGUGCCAUACCUGCAAAUCACAAGAGACCUUAGCAAGGUUUGAACUUUGUUACCAAAAUGUCUUUCUGACAAUCGUGAUGUUUGCACAUUUAUUUACACAGGUACAAGUAUAUUCUCUGCAGUUUUACUGACCCUUCUCCAGAACCUGCUUCUUACAGUGCAGUCCAAUCUAAAGCUUGGAAAUGUUGGAAUUCUGCAUCCUCCACUUUUAAUGUAGCUGCUGCAUAUUUAUUGAAAUUGAUUAUAUUUUAUUUUCCUUAAUCCUCUUUUAUUUAGAAAUAAGCUCAGUUCAGUAAAGAUUAUUAGUGUUGAUGCCACACCAAAGUACUCCAGUUUUUAUCUGUUUUUGGUCUUGCUCACACAUUAGUUUCCACCUUUUGAACCCAUUUCUGCGCUGAAUAUAUAUUAUUUUUCAUUAAUGAUUGUAAAACAUUCUAACAUCUGUUAUUGUUUCAUUUUCUGUUUUUUCCUUUUUUUGCUAACAACUAUAUGAAGAGAAGGGACAGACAAUUUUAUAAUUAUAGAUUAGACACAAGGAGAUUUUCAUGGUUACUUUUUUUGAAGAAAUAAAACUCUACAUUUUACAAA
Messenger RNA from Oryzias latipes (Japanese medaka), 2254 nucleotides. RefSeq names its product solute carrier family 39 member 13 (gene slc39a13). Gene Ontology annotation, molecular function: zinc ion transmembrane transporter activity. Gene Ontology annotation, biological process: intracellular zinc ion homeostasis; zinc ion transmembrane transport. Gene Ontology annotation, cellular component: membrane. The record is from RefSeq and is a predicted model, not a curated record. NCBI's taxonomy places the organism in Eukaryota, Metazoa, Chordata, Actinopteri, Beloniformes, Adrianichthyidae.